Messenger RNA from Parnassius apollo (apollo), 342 nucleotides. NCBI's taxonomy places the organism in Eukaryota, Metazoa, Arthropoda, Insecta, Lepidoptera, Papilionidae. The record is from the annotation of a GenBank genome assembly.
UUGGAAGGAACCGUGUUACAAACUAUUAAAGACGAGCUUAAGCUGGAAUGUGACAGAAAAGAAUUAGAGACGGUCCGGAGAAUGGGAAAAUACUUAAAAGACAAAGUGAGACCUAUCGUCGUAACAUUUACAACGUACGGCAGGAAGAUUACAAUUUUGAAAAUCAAGAAAUAUAUACAAACGAAAACUAUUUAUAUGAAAGAAGAUUUUUCCACCUCAAAUCAGUUACAAGAACAGUUAAAAAAAGAGAAGGAAGCCGGAAAAAUAGCCUUCCUGCGAUACGACAAACUUAUAGUUCGAGAACUAUCCAUGAAAGACAGCAGAGAAACAGAAGAAGAAUAG